AUGUCCAGAGGUGUCCUGCCCCACGGUGCAAGUCGUACCCUGCUUCUGAACAGUGCGAUGCACUCAUUACCAGAAAAAGAGUUCAACACAGCGCUCCAGGAAACUCUUUCCUCACAAAUCCCACCCCCAGCUAUUCCCGAAGACUUCUCACAUCACAGUGUGCCCGUCAAGAUGUCUACAACCCAUCCAUUAAACAUAUCCACUAUCUUGCCUCCAGAACUAUUACCUGCAAUGUCAUCACAUCUUAUAAUCAAUCCCGAGCCCUCACCUGUCAUAUUUCACAUACCUGACUUCUAUACCCUGCAUCGCAUCACAGACUAUGCCCAGCCCCAUCCCAUCAACAAUGAGCCCUACCUCUCUAACACUCAUACUCGUCCUUUGCUUCCAUCAUUGGCAAAACUUCCUUCUCCUACUCUUCAACACAGUACCAAAGUUCGUGUGGUAUCCGAUGAUUUCACGAGCAACUGGUCUUCUUACACACAAAGAGGGACCUCGGCUCUUCCGAAAGUUGGCUUUCCUUCUAUGCUCGAUUUCCUUGAUUCAGCAAAUGUGAACAGAAAGAAGGUUGUCUCAAUGACGAAGAACUUGAGUUUCUUGGGAUAUGUGCACCAGGUGGGAAUGGACAUCCUUUGCUGUGCAACAGGUCCUGUACUCCCACUAGUGUUCCUCCAGCCCCACCUAACAGACCCUUAUCCCAAGAGAUGGGUGAAAGCAGCGGACACUAAGAACAUAGUCUACCUCAUGACGCUCUGCUAG
Molecule: messenger RNA, 756 nt
Organism: Suillus bovinus
Lineage: Eukaryota; Fungi; Basidiomycota; Agaricomycetes; Boletales; Suillaceae
Exons: 8
Coding region: 1-756 (251 amino acids)
Source: RefSeq, a predicted model, not a curated record